This is a messenger RNA of Dovyalis caffra, 1866 nucleotides long. Lineage: Eukaryota; Viridiplantae; Streptophyta; Magnoliopsida; Malpighiales; Salicaceae. The record is from the annotation of a GenBank genome assembly.
AUGGGUGAUCAAGAAUUUCAGAGAAUGACUUGCAAAGUGAGUGUUAGUCUGCCUUUUGAUACCCCAGUUGUUGGAUGUGAAAUCAAGCCAAUUGUUCGUGUUGAAGGAAUUAAUGCCCAAAGUUCCGUUGAAGUUCCACCACAUGCACUCACAUCAGGCAAGCAGCAAAUGAGCAAGUAUGGUGGUUUUGAAAGUGAAAUAACAGUACUUAGGCACAUAAGGGUGCAUUCUUGCCCUCAUGCUUUGAGAUCUUGUUUAAAUGCUUUGAGCCUUUCCACGUUAGGAUAUGAUCCUGGAAUUGAGACGAUAUGGAGGAUACCGGUCAAGGAGAGUUAUCAUUGCUCCACAAACUGCUUCAUAGGUGCAUGGAAAAAACACUUGGAACGCCAUCAGCAAGCAGACAAGACUGUUACCAAACCUAGAAAUGGUGAUCAGCAUGGACUGAGAAAGCUCAGGAGCUGUGGCUCUUGGCCUGACUUUGGCAUCAGCUCAUUACUUGACAAGAGUUCCAUGGUGGAAGUACCAGAAGCAAAGGAAUGGGUUAAAGUUGGCUCAUCAAAAACUUAUGAGCCCUCAGUAGGUGAUGCUGGUUUCUGCUUAAGACUUGAAUCUGUAGCCGUACACUGCUCGACAGGAGCUCAUUUGUCUCCAACAAAUACAAUACUCACUGAAUCUGUCAUCACUUUUCCUACUUGUUGCCCUCGCCAUAUGGUCCAAAUCAGUAGUCAGUCAAAAUCUCGGUCGUCGCAUCCUAAAUCCCAACCUUCUAAUGAUGUAACAUUUAGUGUGCUAUCCUAUAAUAUCCUUUCUGAUAUAUAUGCUAGUAGGGAUAUGUACAGUUACUGUCCAACAUGGGCACUUGCAUGGGAGUACCGGCGGAAAAAUUUGCUUCAAGAGAUCGAUGGAUAUGGUGCAGAUAUCCUUUGUCUACAGGAGGUUCAAAGUGACCAUUUUGAGGAUUUCCUUAAACCCGAGCUAACAAAACGUGGAUACGCAGUCAUGUACAAGAAAAAAACUGAUCAGGUUUAUACAGCUAACAAGUAUAUAAUUGAUGGGUGUGCAAUAUUUUAUCGCCGUGACAGGUUCAAAGAAAUCAAGAAAUAUGAGCUUGAGCUUGAUAAGGCAGCCUCCUCUGUGGUUGAAGCAUUAGAUCCUGGACUGAAGGAAGCUGCUGGAUGUCGCUUGAGCAAGGCCAACGUUGCUCUUAUUGUCUUUUUGGAAGUUCUGAAAACUGGCAGCACUACUGAAGCUUUUCGAUCAAGGAUUUGUGUGGUUGCUAUGCUUGUCCACGAACUGGAGAAAAUUGCUGGUUUGAAGGUUCCUCUAUUGAUUUGUGGGGAUAUGAACUCUCUUCCUGAAAGUGAUCCCUAUAAAUUUCUAGUCAGAGGCAAAAUUGAUUCUCCUCAUCCGAAGAAAGAAAAUGAUCCAUUUGGUGUAUAUCGGCUUCUCAAUCUUCAGCAUUCAUUGUCUCUGAAAAGUGCAUAUGCAUCCUUAUCUGUCUCAGAACGGGUUGGAGAACAGCAGUUGAGGAAUAUCAAUAAAAGCAACCGUGAGCCCUUAUUUACCAACUUCACAUCAGUAUUCUCAGGAACAUUGGAUUAUAUUCUCUACACAGGAGUUGUUUCCCCACUAACUGCAUCUCUAUGUUUCCCAACAGAUAAAAGUUUGGAGGUUGAAAGUCUAUUGGAGCUUCUUGACCCAAAAAACAUGGAUGUUGGCCUUCCAUCACCGUUGUGGUCAUCUGACCAUAUUGCCCUCAUGGCAAGUUUCAGGCUGAAACCAUCUGGAAAUUAUCCAUCACCUUCCUGGAAAUUGCAUCCACCGCCACUUCCUUCAAACCCACAGCACAAGCAACGGCAUGCAUAA